This is a messenger RNA of Prunus persica (peach), 612 nucleotides long. Its product is annotated as pentatricopeptide repeat-containing protein At5g39710-like. Gene Ontology annotation, molecular function: protein binding. The record is from RefSeq and is a predicted model, not a curated record. The transcript is spliced from 2 exons. Lineage: Eukaryota; Viridiplantae; Streptophyta; Magnoliopsida; Rosales; Rosaceae. Bases 1 to 612 code for a protein of 203 amino acids.
AUGUCAGGAAGCAAAGUGUUGUUAACGUAUAAGCGAAAGCGGCAAUCAAGAACAGAUCCUGUACAGGUACAUGAGUGCCGUAUUUCACUUUUUGUUGCUCCCGAUGAUACUUCUUUAAGCAAACCACCAGACUUGAAAGUUCAUUUGAUUGAUAAGCGUUCGUCAGAAAAUUACAACAGAAAUUAUGCGACUAGAGUCGCGAACACCAUGCUAUUUCAUAUUAGGUUCGAACGAGUUCAGUUCAGAAUCAUAUUAUACACGUUCAAGUUGCAGCGCCCAACUUUCCAUCUCGCUGCUGCUUCUGCUCCGACUUAUAAUGCUGAUUUCCUGACUUAUAAUGCAUUGAUUUUGGGACUCUGCAAGGAGGGUAAGACAAAGAAAGCUGCUUAUCUGGUUAAAGAACUUGAUAGAAAGCGCUUUGUCCCAAAUGCCGCAACCUUUUCUGCCCUUAUUGAGGGGCAGUGUGUGAGAAAGAACUCGGACCGUGCCUUCGAGUUAUGUAAAAGCAUGAUAAGGAGUGGUUAUCAUCCUGAUGAGCAUACUUUUAAAAUGCUGAUAUCUAGCUUCUGCAAUAACAGGGAUUUUGAUGGAGCCGUCGAAGUCUUGAAAUAA